Molecule: messenger RNA, 1007 nt
Organism: Tilletiaria anomala UBC 951
Lineage: Eukaryota; Fungi; Basidiomycota; Exobasidiomycetes; Georgefischeriales; Tilletiariaceae
Exons: 6
Coding region: 52-984 (310 amino acids)
Molecular function (GO): FMN binding
Source: RefSeq, a predicted model, not a curated record
AAGCUACUCAUAACUGAGCCUGUAGCCUGUGAGGGACGCGCGGCAGCCACCAUGUCUACUGACACCCGACCACCGUUCAAAGAGACCGAAGCAAGUCGCCCCUCGUUCGACGCCUCCCUCUCCUCGUCCUUUUCAAAGUCGCAAGCACCUGACGUGGAUUGGAAGCCAGGGCAAGGCACUAAUGAUACCCACGAAGCUCCGUCCAAAUAUCACUACAAGAUCAUCGUGCCUGGUAAGACGGAGAUUGGGCCUAUGGACAUGUACAAAUUGAUGCUCGGUGGAAUCUCUCCCCGCCCAGUUGCACUUGUUACAACUAAGAGCAAGGAGGGCCAGCUGAAUUUAUGCCCAGUUUCGUGGUAUCAAAUGCUUUCGCACAAUCCGCCACUGGUUAUGCUCUCCUUCGGCGGUGACCAAGGCCGACGGAAAGACUCGGAGGUAAACAUAGAAGCUACCGGAGAAUUCACCAUCUCUUCCGCAUCCGAGCCGUACGCAGAAGCACUCAACUACUCCUCCAUCGAUGCGCCGCACGGUACAUCUGAAUAUGCGCUGACAGGACUAACACCGGUCGCAUCGCGCCUUGUCUCCCCGCCCCGCGUGAAAGAAGCCCCGUUCAGUAUGGAGUGUAAACUGGACUUUCGGCGCGAGUACUACGCAGACGGGAGCGGCGUGUCGAGCCUGACGCACGAAGCUGCAAACGGACAAGGCAAAGGCGGGUUGACGACUGUGAUAGUUGUGGCGCGCGUCGUAGUGUUGCACGUGCGCGAGGACUGUUUGAAUGAGGAUGGUUCUGUUAACAUGGCACAAAUGCUACCGCUAACGCGUGUAUCAGGCAUGCUAUACACUCGUACUACACAUGGUUUCGAGCUUGUUCGACCAAAAUGGGAUGAAGUCAAGGACACUCCCGAGGUGCAAGCUGCACUGAAGCGGGAGGUGACCGUGGUUCCCCCCGACUUCGAGGAUCCUAUUUUAUUGUCGUAUCCGUAGUUCUGCUCAGCGCACUCGACACC